Zootermopsis nevadensis is the source of this 7209-nucleotide messenger RNA. NCBI's taxonomy places the organism in Eukaryota, Metazoa, Arthropoda, Insecta, Blattodea, Termopsidae. The record is from RefSeq and is a predicted model, not a curated record.
CUCAGUGAGCCGACACCAGGUGAUAGCACCAAGACAGCCAUAUAUGAGCAGCGUGAGGAUGAGGCAUUUCCAGUUUGAAUCCCGCAGUACUGCUCCACAUACUGUCUGUUGCACAGGCCGCUGGAGGGAGAAAACGAUCCAAAGGACUCGAACUCAUGGUACCUGCCACAUUGCAAGAAACACACCAUCAACUGACGGUAACAAUGGUUGCUGUCCCAAAGAUCGUCCAGUCGGCCGCUCGGCGCACACGCGCACUACGCAUGGUGGACCCAAUCCGCAGGGAGUUUCUAGCAGUUGUCUGCUAUCGGCGUAACACAUCCUUUUGUUAGAGUGUACUAUGAUGUUAUUUGCUGUAGAGGUUAUGUGGAAACGCCAGGGAGACUAGCUAGUGAUGUAGUUUGAAAACAAUCGAACCAUGUUUAAUUUUCAAUUCCACCAAAAAAUUGUGUAAGUAAAUUGUCGAAAACCGUCAGGACAGAAUAGCUUAUCCUCGGGUAAGAUCGAACUGGAUGCGUUCUAAAUGUCAAAAUUUAUUGUAGAUGGUAUGAAUGAUGUGCAAAUCAUAUUUCUGUACUGUUACUUCAUCUUAUUUUCUUCUGAACCCUGUUCUCAAACAGCCUUCAUUCACUGACUUCCAUAACAGUGAGAAAUUAAGUUUAACACCAAAAAAAGAAAAACUCGUGAACUUAGUAACAACAAUUAGUGACUUAGAAAUGACAACACAAUGAAUAGAUACUCCACAUUUAACCUUGAUCUACUAGCAGACAUAAUGUGGUUAAAAUAUUUUAUUUACUCCUGUGAUGAAUUGUUGCAUAACAGCGGCACUUACAUUUUUCCUUUCAUAGGUCUUUUAAGUGAUACUGAUAUGGCACUGUGACAAGUACUUCGAUAGUGAAUGCUCUUUUCAGCCUACUUUGCUUUCUUAUAAAAAAAAGAAGUCUUACGAGAUCACCAUGUUGUGUUUCCCCUUUUAAAUUUUGAACCAGUAAAUUGAUUUUCAUUACACUUGGUAAAAACAUUGUGCCACUGCAGGCUACCCCCAAGCCCAUACUUUUUUAAUUUGCUUCAAUCAAAUUAUAACAAUUUAUGAGUUCAGAGUGACAUUAGUACCACUUAAUAUAGGGACAUGGAUGUUACAUAUUUUUACCAGUAUAUAAAAUCGGUGGUCUGUUUAAAUGUUUAUUUACCUUCAGUCUAGCAAUGACAAUAAAAUGUGACGUUUCCUUUGUGCCACCCUGUUCUUAACCAUGCCAUUCUCGCGUCAGAGUGCGCCCUGGUCCUCUCCGGCUUUGCUAUGUUGUAAAGGGGCCGGUGUGAUUCAGUCUCUUUUUCUAGACAGUGGCCGGAUGUUUGAAUUCUCUUACAUUUCUUCCAACUUAAGUUGCUUCGGGGUUGGGUCUUCUCCUGGAUUUGAAAGGAGCAGAGAACCGACACGGGUUCCUGUGGCCGGUUUGUAAUCCAUCAUUCAUCUGUGUGGUUCUUAUUUGUAUCUAUGUAUAUAUCUUUCUAAUUUAUAAGUUGUUAAUAAAUAAUCAUAAAAAGGGUUGUGGGCCUGUGUGUGUUUCAACUUGUAGCAGAGAGCGUGGUUUUGUGAUCCAAUCUAACUCACGAUAUUCUGUUAUUGUACUUGCAUUUUUUCCUUUUGAACUGUUUGUUGUGAAAUUGUUGUUAAUCCGUGUCUGCUGUUUUUUAUUGUUAUGAAUGAUCGAGCCUUUCCGAAUCCGAACUACCUUAUGAAGGAUGAGCUGAUAUACGAGAUUACGAUAAGGGAGGCAGGCAGCGAGAUUCAUACCUCGGCCUUGGACUCUAACGAACCUCAGGGAAAAUUUUAGACCAGUCCAAUACCGCCUCGCAAGACGAAUUGUCUGUGGACAUUACCUACUUAAUGUCGGCAAUGGAAGAGUUUCAGAACCAUCAAAUCAAGCGUUCCGAAGACUCCAUCCGGAAGUCCCGUUCUUUUGAUCGUUCAUAUUACCUCUGAUUGUUCCAAAGUCCGUGUUUCACAAGCCGGUCUUCUUAAUCAGUUUCAGGCUUCGGAAAUAUUUUCAUAGUCGGUAAACACACGCCGUGUCGAUACGCGCGUGUUUCAGUGUAGGAAGUUACCCAACCAUAUUGCUAUGAGGAUUUUAUUUCUUCAACUUGUAUUAUCGGGACAUACAUUUGAGAAGGUGUUAGAAUUUUUGAAACUUCUCGUGGGAUUCUUUGAGUCUUUUCUUCUUUCUGUUGUGUCAUCCUGUUCUUAACCUUACGUUUUUCCCGUCAGAGUGCGCCACGGUCUUCUCGGCUUUUGUUGACUCGUUUUCUGGAUUUGAAAGAGGGUAGAGAACUGACACGUGUUCUCGGGGCAGUUUUGUAAUCCAUCGUUAAUCUGUGUGUUACUUGUCUGUAUCUUUAUAAAUGUAUAUAUCUGUUUAAUCUUAAAAAUUGUUGUAGGCCUGUUUGUGUUUCGAAAUUUAAGGUUAUGUUAGACAAAUAUAAAAUUGCCGGAAUGUUUAUUUAGUAACAAGUUCUUUCCAAAAAAGAAAAUAAUCUGUUUUAUGUUUACAAUUGUAAGCAACAAAGAAUUGCCUUAUAGUGUCUGAUCCUAUAACCAACUACAAACAAGUACAUGAGAUGAAGUCACAUUUUACACAUGAAACUGACUCUACUUACAAAUUGUUUCAUAUCAGAGACAAUGAGCCCAUUGGAAUGAUAAUAGGUAUACUAAAAAGAUACAGUUGUGUGACAAAGAAAUGUGUGGACCCAAUGUACUGUGAUGGAAGAAUGCCAAAGAAUAAAAAUACUGUAAUUACCCGAAUAUAAGAAGAGAUUUCUUCAUACUUGGGAAUCUGAAUGAACAAUGAAUCGCAAUGGCAAUAAAAGGUGCUAUAUGUCUCCUACUGGUUUCAAGCUCUGUAACAAUGGCUGUUCCAUUUUGUCUUGGCCGUGUGAUUGAUAUUAUAUACACCGCUGAUUCUGAAAAGAUGAGGGAGAACCUUUCUGAGCUGAGUGUGGUGCUUCUGGGAGUCUUUGUUGUGGGAGGACUCUGCAACUUUGGGCGUGUGUACCUCAUGUCUGUCUCAGGACAACGCAUUACACAGACACUGCGACAGACAUUAUUUGGUUCCAUUGUGAAGCAAGAAGUUGCAUUCUUUGACAAGAACAAGACAGGUGAGCUGGUCAACAGGUUGUCAGCUGAUACAUCACUUGUCAGCCAGUCUGUCACAAUGAACAUUUCAGAUGGCCUCCGUUCCACCAUCAUGGUCAUGGCUGGGGCCUCGAUGAUGUUUUACAUGUCACCACAGCUGGCUUUGGUCGGCCUUUCAGUUGUUCCACCUCUUGCAGGAAUGGCCGUAGUUUAUGGGAGGUUUGUGCGGAAGAUUUCCAAGUCAGUCCAGGACUCACUUGCUGCAGCAAUGCAAGUGGCUGAGGAGAGGAUUGCCAACAUUCGAACAGUUAAAUCAUUUAGUCACGAGAGCAGAGAGUGUGACACAUACAGCAGCAAGAUACAGGAUGUCCUGCAGCUGGCUUACAAGGAGUCGCUGGCAAGAGGAAUCUUCUUUGGCUUGACAGGAUUCAGUGGCAAUGUCAUUGUGCUGUCGGUGCUGUACUAUGGGGGCAUCAUGGUGAGUGACAGUUCGCUUACAGUUGGGAACCUUUCAGCCUUCUUACUGUAUGCAGGCUACAUUGGUGUGUCCAUUGGUGGAUUGUCCAGCUUCUAUUCUGAAAUGAAUCGUGGCUUGGGAGCAAGCACCAGAUUGUGGGAACUGGUGGACAGAGUGCCGGCAAUUCCUGUGUCAGGUGGUCUGGUACCUACAGAGGAGCCUACAGGUCAAAUCGUGUUCCAGAAUGUGUCAUUUUCGUACCCAUCGCGACCUGACACCCGUGUAAUUCACAAUUUAUCCUUGGUUAUCCCUGAGGCAUCCAUCACAGCUGUAGUUGGUGCCAGUGGUUCAGGCAAGAGCACAUUGGCAGCACUGCUGUUGCGGCUGUAUGACCCUGACAGUGGGACUAUCCUGCUAGAUGGGCACCCAGUGGGCCAGUUGGACCUACAUUGGCUGCGAAGCCAAAUUGGGUUUGUCAGUCAGGAACCGGUUCUGUUCUCAUGCUCCAUUCGUGAAAACAUCUUGUAUGGAGCACUGAACCCCUCAGCAGUAACAGAGGAUGAGCUGGUAGCUGUUGCAAAGGAGGCAAAUGCAUACGACUUCAUCACAAAGAGUUUUCCUAAUGGAUUUGACACGCUGGUUGGAGAGAGGGGCAUCAUGUUAUCUGGGGGACAGAAGCAGAGAGUGGCCAUUGCCAGAGCCCUCAUCAAAAACCCCAGAAUCUUGCUGCUGGAUGAGGCGACAAGUGCACUGGAUGCGGAGAGUGAGCAUCUGGUGCAAGAGGCUAUGGAGCGAAUCAUGAGAGGGCGCACCGUGCUUACCAUCGCUCACCGGCUAUCCACCAUCCGCAAUGCAGCGCAAAUUGCUGUAUUGGAACAGGGCCGUCUGGUAGAGAAGGGAACUUACAGCGACCUGCUGUCCACGGAGACUGGCACAUUCAGGAAACUAGUGCAGCACCAAACGUUUGCCACUGCCAGCUAAGUGUGUAGUGUAUGUGUAGCCAUUCAUCAAGCAGAUAAUAACACAUAAAGCAGGUUUUGUCUUUUUAGGUACAAUGGUUAGACACUCCAGUCCUGGGUUAAGUUCAGGGGAAAUUUGUGCCAGAGUUAACGAUAGACUAAGUGGAACUGAGGCAUAUUUUUCUUCAAGUACAGUCAUUUCUCCAUAUAUGCACUCUUCAUUUAUGUCAUUUUAGUUGAAAUGCAGUUAAAAAGGAAAUACAGCAGAAUCUGAUAUGGUAUUAAUGGAGGUAAUGACUCUAAAAACGUCACCUAUGUAAACAUGAAUAAAUGUCUUUCAUUAUUUGUCAUCUGUAGGUUCAGCCCUCUUAUGAAAAAUUUUCUUCUCCGUGUAUUUUUCAGGAAUGCAUCUACUGUAUAAAUGGAGAAAUAACUGUACUCUGAAUUUUCCUCAGCUAAUGAUCAUUCCACCAAUGCUGCGUGCUGUCUAUUAAUGCCCAUGUGGCAUGCAGUAGGCCUGACCAGUGAGCACAUUAUCACAUCCUCGGUCCUCAUUUGGCCUGGCACUUAAUCAGAUUCAAAGAAAGGAAAUUCUUUGGAAAUUUGAUAGGCAUACAUUUUUUAAUGACUGACUACAUUGAAUCUGAUCUGUCAGCCAGAACUAAAGUAUGUCACUUAUAUAAUAACAAAAAAUUCAGUUUUUUAAUAUUUUAUUCCUGAUUCAACUCCCUGCAUAUUAAUUAGUUUGAUUAUCACAAAAGGUUGAGAGUAACAUGUAAAAUGGAUGCAUAAAUACAGAGUUCACUUAGACCAGCUGUCUAUCAUGAUAGAGGUUUUCCACAGACCCCCUAGGCCAGCAUCUAUAAAUCGGCUAAUGAGUGAUCAUGUAUAACACUCUUUAUACUGUCAUCCAGUACAUAACCUUGCAUUCAAUAAAAAAAUACAUUCAGUUAACGCUGCUUCAAAUAAUCAAUAUUUAGUUCAGACGUUCUUCUGAACAAAGAAUAUCUUUUAACAUUUUUUGACAGUGAUGCAGGCCAUGUGUUCAUGUCAGUGGACAACCACAUCAUGACAUCGAGUUUCACAGCAUAGCCAUGAUUCUUUGCUUUCAGAGGGCCAAAGUAGUCUUUAAAUUUGUACAGAUAUGGUUGUCAUACAUAUUAAUACAAUUUAUGUAUUUUCACAAAUUUAAAUUAUAUAAAUGUUUUAUUUUAAAUAAUUUUAUUUCUAGUUUAUUAGAUUGUGCUGAUUUGUCUUCUUCUUCUUCUUCUUCCCUCCCCACAGGCAAACUUCAAGCAGUGCUUUCAUUGUGAAUCUGCAAUAUAUUACCCUUACAUUUUCAGCUCAGCAUUAUAAGAGGUUUCCUUUUUAAAUUUCUGAUUUCAUCCAUCCAAACUAAAUGUCUGGCUCUAUAUAAUUCUCUGGCUUACCAGGAGAUAUGAAAUUUCAAACUUAUCCAUGUCAGUAUUCUGUUUUCAAACUCUUGCAGGAUGUGGCCUUCUGUCAUGAUUGUAUAUACAGUAUAAACGCUGUUACUGUUUCAUGGUUAGGAAAGCAGAAAGACAGCCGCAGUUAUUGGAAAUAAUACAUUUACAUUUGUGUAUUAAUUAUUUCUGUUUUCUUUUAAUAAGCUGCAAAAACACAUCGUGUUAGGGUCAGGUGUUUUUUAGUGGGAAACCUGGCGAUAAGAAGACCAAAUUCUUAUAUUUUCAAACAAUAUAUUACUGUAGUUACUGUAAUAUUUUUACGAAUGGGUUUAAUGUAGAUUAGGAUGUAUUUAUUUCCCAUCAAUAAUUUAACCCUUAAGUGGUGUGUGAUAUAAACAAAUGGCAGAGUGCUAUGUGAUGCAUUAAAUAUAAGCAGACUAUGUAAGGGCGGGAAGCAUUGUGUGUGUAUAUCCAUGUUCUGAGGAUUACCUUACAAAACUGAACUUAUACAUCAAAGCCUGAUAGAUGUCUUCAGUGGUGUACAAAUGUAGCAACUCUUUGCUAGUCACAUAUAAAGUAUAAAAAAGUAAUUUAAAAUCGUGAUCUGUUGAAUGAAUUUUUUUUUAAGAAGAAACAAAUUCUCUGGCCUAAUCUCUGUUUUGUUUCCAUGAGUAUGCUAUUUACAUCAUAACUGUAGAGGCAGUGGUUUAAAUGAUAUGUACAAUGUUGCAUAAAGAUGCAUAAUUUUAUUUAAAUGCCUGGAAUUAAGUCCAUCCAGCAAGGUGCACUACAAAUUAAGGCUAACAAUGUGAGUUGAAUUUUAGAGCAACAUGCAGUCAUAUGUGCGCUGCAUCACACUAUAUCAAGAAAAGUUCCAUAUUUUGAGUGCAAUCAAAUAUUGGGCUUCAUGUUUUAAAUCAUAUCAGUAAUACAGAUGAACAUUAAAAUGAUAUAAAUUAAAAAUAUUGAAAUAUGCUUACUUUUAGUAUGUCUAUUAUUGUUUAAAGUUACAUACAGGAAAGGUAUCUUUAUAUGGAUUUUACAAUAUUGGUUAAGAUUAUAUUCCAUAUACGGUUAUAUCUAUACUGUGUUGGUGGUUAUCAUUACUUGCGUAUAUGAUGGUAUCUCUUGUUUGAGAUGUUCUGUUACAAAAACUGUCAUUAGUCAAAGCCCAUAGAAUUUUCUGUUUUGCUAUAAGCUUUAAAAUAAAAUAUGUAAGUUAUUAAUUGUAUUAAGAGA